Molecule: messenger RNA, 2184 nt
Organism: Trichomycterus rosablanca
Lineage: Eukaryota; Metazoa; Chordata; Actinopteri; Siluriformes; Trichomycteridae
Gene: p4ha3
Product: prolyl 4-hydroxylase, alpha polypeptide III
Exons: 13
Coding region: 53-1672 (539 amino acids)
Biological process (GO): peptidyl-proline hydroxylation to 4-hydroxy-L-proline
Cellular component (GO): endoplasmic reticulum
Molecular function (GO): L-ascorbic acid binding; iron ion binding; procollagen-proline 4-dioxygenase activity
Source: RefSeq, a predicted model, not a curated record
GACGCUCGAGACAAAAACUGAAGCGCGAGACGAAAACUUUUAGCUCUUUAAAAUGUCGUGUUUGCAUUUCUUAUCGCUAAUAUUCAUCUUUAGUGUGUGUAAUCGUUCCCUGGGAGAGAUAUACACCUCAAUGACGAGCGUAAAGCAAGCUAUUUUAUCAGAAAGGCGACUCAUUGAUCAUUUGAGAACCUACAUUGAUCGGGAGACACAAAGACUCGAGGACCUGCAAAGAUUCUACUCAAAGGUUUUUACUUUUCACAAUGGAUUAUCCAAUGAGAUUACAGCUUCUAUGGCUAAUCCUUUGGCGGCAUUCACACUCAUCAAGAGAUUACAUUCUGAAUGGCUAAACAUCAUCUACAGCGGUGAGGCUGAAGAAAACCUCCAAGAUUUAAAGGUGAUUUAUGAAGGGAUGGAAAGCAGUUUACCAAAGCUAGAGGACCUAAAAGGGGCGGCACAGGGGUUGAUGAGGUUACAGGACGUAUAUGCUCUUGAAGUGAAGGGACUGGUGAGAGGAAACUUUCAAGGGAUCAGGAAUGGAAGCACAGUUGACAUCUAUAAGCCAUCGAUUUCCAUCCGUCUCUCUGGUGAUGACUGCUAUCUUGUUGGAAAGGUGGCUUAUGACGUCAAGGAUUACUACCACUCAGUGCAGUGGCUCGAGGAGGCAGUUCGGCUUUUACGAGAUGUAGACUGGAGCCCGGAAAACGAGGACACUCUGGUAGAUGCUCUUGAUCACUUAGCCUUCUCUCAUUUCAAGACAGGAAACAUCUCCUCUGCCCUCAGUUUCUCACUGGAACUGCUGCACUAUGAUACCUUAAACAGUAGGGUUCUACAAAAUGUGGAAAAGUAUGAGAAACUCCUAGUUAAAAGUUCUGCCAUGCAGAGCUCAGAGUCAGUCCUGAAGAGGCCCAGUACCACAUACCUGAGAACGAGGGACCUGUACGAAAGGCUUUGCCAGUCUCAAGGAUCUCAGAUGAAGCUUCAUGAAGACCCAAGACUUUUUUGCGAUUAUUACACCAAUGGCAGUCCUGGCCUGUUUUUGCAACCCAUGAAACGUGAGCUAGUAAGCCUGCAGCCCUAUGUUGUCUUGUUUCAUGAUUUUGUGAGUGGAGCUGAGGCCAAGAACAUCAGAGACUCUGCCAUGCCAGGGCUAAGGAGAUCAGUAGUGGCAUCAGGGCUGAAUCAGACCACCGUGGACUACCGCAUUAGUAAAAGUGCUUGGCUGAGCAACUCAGUGCAUCCUGUUAUUAGCAAGGUGGACCGCCGGAUCACUUUGCUAACAGGACUCAAUGUGCAGCUUCCCUACGGCGAGUAUCUGCAGGUGGUGAACUACGGCAUCGGGGGACAUUAUGAACCUCAUUUUGAUCAUGCCACAUCAACAUCCAGCCCAUUGUACAGCCUCAAUUCUGGAAACCGAAUGGCUACGUUUAUGAUAUAUCUCAGCUCGGUGGAGGCUGGAGGAUCCACUGCCUUCAUCUAUGCCAACUUCAGCGUUCGGGUAGUCGAGAAUAGUGCUCUCUUCUGGUGGAACCUCCACAGAAAUGGUCAUGGGAAUGGAGACACUCUGCACGCCGGCUGUCCAGUCCUGGUUGGUGAUAAAUGGGUGGCUAAUAAAUGGGUGCACGAGUAUGGGCAGGAGUUUCAAAGGCGCUGCAGCUGCAACCCUGAUGAGUGAUGAAAGAUUCUGGGAAAAAGCACAAGAGCCGACACAUGAUGGGAAGGAAGGCAGAGCUUUUCAACCCUCUGCAUGAUGAAAAAACGAACAUUGGCACCCGCAAAGAAGACUUGAGAGAAGGAUUAGGAGAAAUUGGGUGGGGGCUGUUCUAGGACUGUGUGUAUUGGGCUGAUACUUGGUAGAUCACCCAGCCCCCUUCCGUGCACUCCCAAAGCUGUGAGCACACUGAGGGAAGUGGUGGAAUGCUUUCCAUUAACUCUUCCAUGUGCUUUUGGAACUGGAUAGGAGGACCAACACUGCUACUGCUGUUCCAUGGAAAAAGAAUCCACAGUAGAAGGCAGCAUUUGAUUUAUUAGGGGAAAGUAGUCAUUCAUUUGCAUAUGCAUUAGCAAGUCUCAUCAGUUUUUGCAGUAAGUGUGCAUUUGCUGCAUGCUGCCUGUUGACUACUGGUGUGAUUGUCAGCUGAAGAGGAUUUUUUUACUCUUUGUUCUUGAAAUAAAUACCUAAAUAAA